This is a messenger RNA of Miscanthus lutarioriparius, 375 nucleotides long. The record is from the annotation of a GenBank genome assembly. NCBI's taxonomy places the organism in Eukaryota, Viridiplantae, Streptophyta, Magnoliopsida, Poales, Poaceae.
AUGCCUCCCAAGGUUGCUCUCUUCCUUGCCCUUGUCCUCCUCCUGGCUGCUGCCGCGCACGGCUGUGAACCCUAUUGCUCCAGCCCAGUUGUCCCGACCCCGCCGCCUCCGUCGCACAGCCAGUCUGGGCGCUGCGACACGCUCAAGCUCAGCGUGUGCGCCAACGUGCUGGACCUCAUCAAGGUCGGCUUGCCCCCGCACCCGCAAUGCUGCCCGCUGCUUGAGGGGCUGGUGGACCUCGACGCGGCAUUGUGCCUCUGCACUGCCAUCAAGGCCAACGUCCUCAACAUCGUCAACCUAAGCGUGCCCGUUAGCCUGGAGCUCAUCCUCAACAACUGCGGCAAGACUUGCCCGAUGGACUUCACUUGCCCCUAA